Molecule: messenger RNA, 1059 nt
Organism: Eucalyptus grandis
Lineage: Eukaryota; Viridiplantae; Streptophyta; Magnoliopsida; Myrtales; Myrtaceae
Product: mannan endo-1,4-beta-mannosidase 4
Exons: 5
Coding region: 16-1059 (347 amino acids)
Molecular function (GO): hydrolase activity, hydrolyzing O-glycosyl compounds
Source: RefSeq, a predicted model, not a curated record
UUCAACGCGUACUGGAUGAUGUACUUGGCGUCGGACCUGUCCACCCGGGACAAGGUUACGAGCACGUUCCAGGAAGCCGUCAAGAACGGCAUGAACAUUGCCAGGACCUUGGCCUUCAGCGACGGCGUUGACCGGGCCCUCCAGAUCACUCCUGGCGUCUACAACGAAGAAAUGUUCAAGGGAUUGGACUUCGUGAUAUCGGAAGCCAGGAAAAACGGAGUGUAUCUAAUACUAAGCUUGGUGAACAACUGGAAUGACUUCGGAGGAAAGCAUCAGUAUGUGCAGUGGGCUCGGAACAGCGGACAGUCCUUGGACAAUGAUGAUGACUUCUUCACUAACUCAGUCACCAAGGGUUAUUACAAGAACCAUAUCAAGGCAGUUCUGACGAGAAUGAACACUAUAACGGGAGUGGCGUACAAGGACGACCCUACCAUCUUUGCAUGGGAACUCAUGAACGAGCCUCAAAGCCUGUCCGAUCCCUCUGGCAAAUCUCUUCAGGACUGGGUGAGCGAAAUGGCGGCGUACCUGAAGUCGAUCGACAGUAAUCAUAUGCUGGAAGUUGGACUCGCAGGGUUCUAUGGGCAAUCGGUUCCGGGGAAGCAACAGAACAAUCCUGGCGGUCAGCUUAUCGGGACUGAUUUCAUCUCCAACACCCAAGUCCCCCAGGUCGACUUCUCCACAAUACACCUGUACCCUGACCAAUGGUUGCCUAAUCCAAGUGAGAAGGACCAAGAUGCAUUUGCGGACAAGUGGGUUCAGGACCACAUUCAAGACUCCAACACCAUCCUUAAUAAGCCGAUCAUACUCGGCGAAUUCGGCAAGUCAUCGAAGUCAUCGGGCUACACCAUAGAAAAGAGGGACAGCUAUUUUGGGAGGCUGUACGAUGCGAUCUACGCGAGUGCAAGCAACCAAGGGUCGUGUGCCGGCGGCCUUUUUUGGCAGGUGCUUGCUCAAGGCAUGGAUAACUUCAACGACGGGUAUGGAGUCAUAUUAGAGCAGAGCCCUUCCACAGCCAGCGUCAUCGCUCAUCAGUCUCGCCGAAUGUUGGCUCUCACAUGA